ACUACACUACAGCCCAUCAUGGCGGCGUCCACUCGACUCAUAUCCAGGUUGACGUUAGUCACGGGAGGUGGCAGUGGUAUUGGCAGGGCAGUCUGUCAGAGAUUCGCCACUGAAGGUGCUUCUGUAGUAGUUGCUGACCGCAAUGAGGAAUCAGCCAAUCAGACGCUGGAACUGCUGUCACGUGAGCACAGAGGUCAAGAGCACAUGGCCCUUGGGGUGGACGUGUCUUCAAAGGACAGUGUGGAGAAGCUGGUGACCAGCAUACAGCGCCGCUACUUCCAGCCUCCAUCAGUGUGUGUGAAUGCUGCCGGCAUCACUCAGGAUGAAUUCAUCCUCAAGAUGGAGGAAGACGACUUUGACAAAGUCAUUAAAGUCAAUCUUAAGGGCACAUUUCUGGUGACUCAGGCAGUCUCGAAGGCUUUAGUCUCUGCAGGGUCAGUGAAGGGCUCCAUAAUUACAGUGGGCAGUAUCGUGGGCAAGGUUGGGAAUAUUGGCCAGGUGAAUUACGCCUCUUCUAAAGCAGGAGUACAGGGACUCACUCGCACCGCCGCCAAAGAGCUGAGCAAGUUUGGUAUUCGCUGUAACUGUGUGCUGCCGGGGUUCAUCACUACACCCAUGACUGAUAAAGUCCCAGAGAAAGUCAUCGAUAAAAUCACAUCUAUUAUUCCACUGGGAAGAAUGGGAGAGCCUGCUGAAGUAGCUGACGCCUGUGCGUUUCUGGCUUCUGAUGACAGCCGAUAUAUCACCGGAGUCAGCAUUGAAGUUGCUGGCGGACUCUUCAUUGGCUGAAAACAGACUGUUGAAUGUGACUCAAUCGUGCCUUUACCUCAGUCAGAGUGUGUAAAUUGUAUUUUAAUUGCUGUAAAAACUGCGUACACAAUAUAACAAAUGAAAAAAAUAAACUCUAUAUUUAUACAACU
This is a messenger RNA of Danio rerio (zebrafish), 920 nucleotides long. RefSeq names its product hydroxysteroid (17-beta) dehydrogenase 8 (gene hsd17b8). Lineage: Eukaryota; Metazoa; Chordata; Actinopteri; Cypriniformes; Danionidae. Gene Ontology annotation, cellular component: mitochondrial matrix; mitochondrion. Gene Ontology annotation, molecular function: testosterone dehydrogenase (NAD+) activity; estradiol 17-beta-dehydrogenase [NAD(P)+] activity. Gene Ontology annotation, biological process: estrogen metabolic process. The record is from RefSeq and is marked provisional.